AUGGCAGUGAAAAGGGGAAUCCUAUUGUUUUUAUUAUUCUUUACUGCCAUCUAUUGUCAACAAGACGCAGUAGAAGGUUUCUUUACUCAGAGUGGCCAUACCAAUAAUUGGGCAGUAUUAGUCUGCACUUCUCGAUUCUGGUUCAACUAUCGACAUGUUGCCAACACACUUUCUAUCUAUCGAACUGUUAAACGGCUAGGCAUUCCAGAUUCCAAUAUUAUUCUUAUGCUUGCAGACGAUGUUUCCUGUAAUCCACGUAAUCGAUACCCCGCUACAGUCUAUAAUAAUGCUGCUCGCCAUAUUGAUCUCUAUGGCAAUAAUGUAGAAGUUGACUAUAGAGGAUAUGAAGUAACAGUCGAAAACUUUAUAAGAAUGCUCACAGGACGUGUGGCACCUAAUACACCAAGAUCAAAGCGGCUAUUAUCGGACGAUCGUUCCAACAUUCUAGUUUACAUGACAGGGCACGGAGGUAAUGAGUUUCUCAAGUUUCAGGACGCUGAAGAAAUCAGUGCCUAUGACUUGGCGGAUGCAUUCAAGCAGAUGGCAGAGAAGAAGAGAUAUAAUGAGAUCCUGUUUAUGAUCGAUACUUGUCAAGCAAACACGAUGUAUAGCAAAAUAAACUCUACAAACAUUUUAGCCACAGGGAGCAGUGAAUUAGACGAAAGUUCUUAUUCGCAUCACACUGACCAUGAUAUUGGUGUUGCAGUGAUUGACGGCUUUACUUAUUAUAACUUAGAAGUAUUGGAAAAUAUAGACAUGACGAGUGAAAUGACGCUUCAGGAUCUAUUUAAUACAUAUGAUCCUAUUAAGAUUGCUUCUCAUCCUGGUAUUCGUUCAGAUUUGUUUAAACGACCUUUGAACAAAGUUAAAGUGACAGACUUCUUUGGUAAUGUGCAGAAUGUGGAAUUAACAAAGACAAAGUAUCCUCUGGAAGAAAAUAUAGACGAUGUAAAUACUUUGUAUAUUGUCAGUUAG
Rhizopus microsporus ATCC 52813 is the source of this 975-nucleotide messenger RNA. Its product is annotated as GPI-anchor transamidase. Gene Ontology annotation, molecular function: GPI-anchor transamidase activity. The transcript is spliced from 4 exons. The coding region runs from base 1 to 975 and encodes 324 amino acids. Gene Ontology annotation, biological process: proteolysis; protein localization to cell surface; attachment of GPI anchor to protein. Gene Ontology annotation, cellular component: GPI-anchor transamidase complex. NCBI's taxonomy places the organism in Eukaryota, Fungi, Mucoromycota, Mucoromycetes, Mucorales, Rhizopodaceae. The record is from RefSeq and is a predicted model, not a curated record.